CGGAACUCGGUCGUGUCGGGUCGGUUCGAGUCGUGCGUUCGGUGGGUAGGUCCGCGACUAAUGGGCAAGCGUGCCUCAGUCCACUCCGAACCGUUCGCCGGGACGGUACGGUCUAGCCUCUGAUUCCUUGUACUGCGACUGUUCGGUGUUCGAUCUGCGCGCGGCUACCCGGAUCAUUCCUCAGCAAGUCGAUUCGCAGAGUUACGACAGUAACUGCCAGUGACGAUGGACCGGUCUUCGAAAAUAAUGCUGCGGAAGAUUAUCAUAGACUUCGUCUGCCUGUUCGUUGUGGGCAUGGCGGUGCUGAUGUUCUUUCUGUUCGGCAAGCCGUACAAACGUGGAUUCUUCUGCAACGAUGAAUCACUGUACCACCCGUUUCACUCGUCGACGAUAACCAGCGCGAUGCUCUACGUGAUCGGCCUCUUCCUACCUAUAUGCACGAUGAUCGUGGGCGAAUACAUACACGCGAGGCACUGCGACACCGAGCCACCUAGGACGCUGUUCGGACGAGAUAUUCCUCUUUGGAUAUGGAACGCAUACCAAAAGAUCGGAAUCUUCGGAUUCGGCGCAGCCACGACGGUGCUGAUCACGGACGUCGCGAAGUACACGAUCGGCCGGUUAAGACCUCAUUUCAUGACCCUCUGCGUGCCGAACAUUAAUUGCAGUCUGAUCGAGAAUCAGCACCGAUACAUCGAGGACUACAUAUGCACGGAGAACAUCUCGUCGAGGCUGUUGAAGGAAAUCAGAUUAUCCUUCCCCUCUGGACACUCGUCCUUCUCCGCUUACACGAUGGUCUACCUUGCGUUGUACCUGCAGUUGCGGAUGACCUGGAAGGGGAGCAAAUUGCUGAAACACGUCCUUCAGCUGGUGUGCAUCCUGAUGGCCUGGUUUACGGCUCUGUCGCGGGUCUCCAAUUACAAACAUCACUGGAGCGACGUUCUGGCGGGUUCGACCCUUGGCACCGUCGUGUCGCUGGUUGUGGCGAUCUGCGUGGCGGACCUGUUCAAGGAGCGGACCGAGCGGCCAACGGACGAGAAGCACCGCUCGAACGAUUACGAGACGGGAGCCGGCACACAGGUGAAUAAUGGCGCUAGCAAUCGCAUCUGUUGACCUAACGAGCUCGCUCUUCGCUUGCUGACCGCAACAAGGCCGUGACUGUCUUCUAGUUGCCUCUGGGAAGCUAGUCCUCCACUCGGAAGGGACGGGACGCCGCUCGCCUGGACGAUCCGAGCUCGAUCGGUCGCUCGAUCCAACAGCAAACUGCCUUACGCUGGGACCGCUGACAUCGUCGCCUGCUCGACGACACACGCCUAAAAACCUUGAUGAUCCGACGCCCGUCGCGUGAUCGUAAUCGCCAUUCAUCAUGAUCAUCGUCGAAGGAAUUCCGCGUCUCCUCACCUGUCCCGAUCGUUCGGUGGCGGCUUUUCUUCCCUUUGUUCUCCUUGAUCCAGCUUUGCCGUGUUGCUGGGGCAGUCGAGGAGCGACGAUCGUCUCUCGUCUAUUUUAACCUUUAACCUUUUAGCUACGCCUUUUUACCGUGACAUUAGAAAUGUCGGAGAUGCUCGCGACGAAUGCGAAAGAAAUUAGGACAGUCGAGCGAUACGUUAAACGUAUCUAUAGACAAUUCAGUGGCAUACCGGUUGACACUAGGACUACCAUGUUGGUCGAAACGACUGAUUUCUAAUGAUUUUUACGAUUAUUCCCAAGGUAUUUAUUUAAGAGACGAUUAAAGCUGACUUAGCAUUACCUACACUAAUACAGGUGAAUUGAAAUCUUAAUAAACUCACGCUUUUAGCUAUGAAGAAAGUUUGGAAAACUUAACCGUUCGAGUGUCUUAGCUAAACCGAAUUAGCUUUUGUUUUUGAAAAGAUUGUAAAUAGCGAUCGUUCCGUUUUCCAUUUCUAAGUAGGCAAUAAAAAUAAAUAAUUAGGAAGACGAAGUUAAUUUUACUCUAUGAACCGACAGAAUGGCGGCUCUUAGUAUAACGGAGAGCCGCCAUCGCGCCGCUCGGCACUCACACGGUUAAGCGCUCGGUAGUCCUAGCGUUAAAGCAUCCACGGAAACCAAUGGAGUAGCUAAAAGGUUAACGCUGACCACCCUUGGGACGUGUUCGUACUACCCCUUUUACUUCCCAUCGGGUGAUCUCUGUUCCACCUCGAAUCAGGGAAUCCAGACCAGCGAAUCGUUGAAGCAUUUAACAGUGAAUCUGUCCUAGUAACGCGAAUCGAACUGUUACGCGAGUACUCGGCUCCUAUCUUUCCAUCUCCAUUCGCACGCUUGAUCUCCGAUAGCUUCGACUGUCGAUAGACGGCCAGGAGUUCGCUCUCCGAAGUUUGCUCAGCGGAGUAUCUGAGAUAACAGCGAUAAUUGGAUCACGAACGCGGCGCUCCCGAUUUCGAGAGCCUCGGAAGCGAUGCAUUUACGCCGCGGCCACUGGCGAUCGACUGCGAUCGCAGGAAACACGCGGAUAUGCCCCGAGUUUUCAUUUCGCCCGCGUUAUCUCGCGUCGCGCGGGACAACGCGGGGCCGCGCGUUAGUUUCGAGGAUGUAUUUAUUUCUUGUUGAACGCUAUUUAUUUAGACGCGAGCGACGGUUCUCGUUGGUGUCGAUUGUUAGAUUGUUGUGUACAGUUACCCGGGAAAUUUGUGCCGCGCGAGGGUAACGCGGCUUCCACCCUCUAAGCUGUCAUUAUUCCGCGCGAGACGAUCGGAGAUUAGACGAGAAUGAUAUAUAUAUAUAUAUAUUGAAGCAUCGAAUCAACUGUCACUCCUGAAAGCGAGAUGUUCGUUGAACGUUGUUGAUCGCGUUCAGCAUAUUAUUUAUUAGAUUAUUUAUUGCGCCGCAUCGCGGUAUAUACUUGCAUAUUCGUACACGUAUACAUACUAUUAUACACUAGCUAUUUAAGAUUCAACGGCUCUGUAAAAGUUCGUAGAACCUGACGUAGAACGGGACAUCGAAAGGAAACUUAUUAUCAAUUGCUCGUAGGAUGUGUAGGGUGUUCAAAGGGUUAUUCGCGGAUGCAUGAAGUUUACUGUAAAACGUUUAAUUAUAGAGUUUAGGUGUCGAGGAAAUGCGCGGAAAGUAUAGAAGCCACGUUCCCCGCGCGACACGAGUUUUUCGAGCUGCGUGCGAAACUGCUUCGUCGACGGAAGAAUCGACUCGGUUAACACUAGAUCUACGGGGUUCGUUUUAAUUGUUUAUUCUAUUGGUUCUAAUGUUCUAUAUCGAUUGUAAAAAUUGUAGCUUCGAAACUGGGCUGUUACAAUGUGUAUUCUCGUAAUUGUACGAGUCAGAAUCGACGUGAACUGUUAUUAAAUGAUGCUUGAAACGUUCGGUAUCCGUCGAACUGACGGGUUCCGUGAAUCUAGUGUUAAUCAGAGAAUUUUUAAAUGGCCGGGCCGCGAUACGUGCGGAAAAUUCGGUGUAGGUUGCGUCGAGAACCUAAACAUUCGAGUGAAACUGGUUCGUUCUCUCAACCGUUUGUAUCGCGACGUAACCCGUGAGGGUUAUAACUCGAGAUUCGCAAUUUUAUUCUUGUACAAGACUAGAUUUCAGUAGUUACAUAGCAUCCUUGUUGCUCUUUUCGGUGCUCUCGGUUGAUCCUGUUGCAGUUUUUCUACUUGUUGUCUACAUUUAAACGAGCAUACGUUUGCUAACAAGGGAGGCUUUCCAAUCAGCGCCAGAUCAUGACACAUGACACUUGAGGGUGUCUUCACCCUUUCAAAGAAGACGUUACAAUAAGAAACGUGUCAAAUAUUUCCUAAAGAACUACGUCCCACAUAAGUUUCAUCGAAAUCUGAUUGAAGAGAUUCCCUUGUAAAUAGAGAUAAUCCCCGAUCGUUUACCAACGAGGUUUCCAACGAGAGUAGCGGCGUUGUUUAUAUCUCAUUUCGCACCGCGAUCGCAGGAAUGGCGGAAUUUCUAGUAUUGAUCGUUUUUAUGAUACACCUACACGCCUAAGUACUCUUAGAAUUAGCGUUAGAGUUACGAACGGGAUUUGUUAUUUACGACCGACGGUUUCCGAGGAAAGUUUUCUUCCCAGAGGGAAGACGAGCGUCCUCAUGACGCCGCGGAAUAACGUCGUCACGAUAUUAGAAAGUGACACGAUGAAAUACUUACAAUUAACCGUACGGUCUCGACGGUGCGGCGCGGCGCUUCUCUCAAAGACUAUUUAGGUAUAACGAUUUCCUCGUUUCACAUUGAACGCCAACGUCGGGUUGGUUUCCGGUUUAAACGAGGCGGAAGCGACAGGUCUCGUGUACGGAUCGCAGCAGCGAAUCGCGACGCAUCGAAUGUAAUGCAAAGUAUUAAAUCGUUAUUUAAGCAGUUCUAGCGCGCUCUCACGGGAACGCGUAAUAUUGCGUCUGUGCGUGCGCCUGUAUACCUGUACAAUCUAUUUCUGUAGGCAUGUAGUUGCAUACAGGGUGUCGAGUGACUGGUACAACCGCACAGGGGCUGAAAACAGCGGGAAAUAUGGAAUAAAAUUGUUUCAUCGCGUUGAUUUGGAUCUACCAGCGUCACGAAAAUGCGAACCUGGCACUCGUGACUUCAUAAGGGCGGAGCUACCGAGCGACUGACUCCGUCCAUCCGCCUCCGCAGCGCCGAGGCACCCAAUCGCGAGUCCGGGGAACGCUCUCCCCGCCCUCCGACGCGCGAGCCGGCCAGUGGGCGUGGCCGCCACAGCGAAUCGUGCGAGGGAGGCGUGCAUCGUCGAAUCCGACCACUCAGGCGAGAGUGCCAGGUUAGCUGCGACGAAUGACACGCGACACCCUGUGCACGCGCACGCAUAUCCGAGUAAGCGCGUAGGUAUACUUCUAGUUUACAGAAUUAUAGAUUCUUGUGAUUCUAUAGACGAGUCGAACGGUCGCAAUACGACCGUCGGCCCUCCCGAUCGAUUUUCUAUUAAACUUUCUACGUAAUCACCGUCAUUCGACGUGCUGUUCGAAUUGCGUGGCCGGAACGCCUGGCGACCGACAGUGUAAACCUUUCGCGAGACGAUGUUUCACGUUCAUCCGAAAUGGACCGAAUUACGAACCCGUACGAUUGUUAUAUAGUCUAAUCGAGCGUGCGACGCGAUCUCAUCCCUUGUCUUUCGAACUCCCCAAAAGGUGGCGAGAAGAGAAUCGAGUCUGUCGGUGCCCUUUUGCUUUCCGACACCUUCUGGCGAGUUUCAAAGUGAAAGUAGUCUGGUAAUUAUUCGUUUACACUUUGCUCGUUACGCGUGUUACGCGGAGCGACUGGCAACGACCGGCGGAACGUACGGGACGAAAACGAGAAAACAUAACGUAUGCUUUUUUUUUCUUUUCUUUUUUUCUUUUCCGGAUUCUUGAACAUUGUUGAUCCUCGUCCUGUAUCGUCGCGAAGAAGCUGGAGGUUGCCCGAAGCACCGCGCAGAUUUCUAUACGGUGCUCCUCGAACAGACAAUUUGUUUAUAUAUAUACACGAUGAUGCCGCGUCAUCGGUCGUCGAUCAUCGAUCAUCGAUAGAACGGCAAGUAUUCUGUACCUGUACACCGUUGACAGACGAACCCGUGUACUGUUUCUACCUUUAAGAUAGAGAUCUUUAUUUAUUUUCUAAAAGAUAUAUCGUGUAGAAUUAGUUCGCGAACGGUGGCUACGACAGAUCGCGCGUAGAGUUCACCUGCGGUUUGCGCUCUGAACCUUGAGAACAAUAAAAAUUCGAAACGAUCCUCCGCGAGGAAUGAUUCUUCGUCCCCUCUCUUGCGAUGAUUUACGUCUUCUUGCCAAUUACGAUCGACGGCCCGAAAGAACGCGACAGAAACCUAGGGAUCUGUUUUCAACGCGAAACUCGUCUCGGGACCAGGCCUGGGAAUACUCGUGCGAAAGUGAACGGAAGAAAAGGAGAAGGUGAACGAACAAGAAGAAGAAGAAGGAAGGAAUCGAGAUACGAGAAUGCUAAACGGAAGAGACGGAUGGAACACGAGCGAACUACCAUCGAUCUCUUCUCCCCCGUCUAGUUUCUGCCAAGCGAUUAUCGGAGAACCGUACAGCUCGGUCCAAGUGGAGUUCCAUCAUAGAGAUUGCCUGAUGAUAACCGAGGUCAUUGCUUCAGUCAUCAUUAGCGGAACAAGUCUUUACUCCGCGGAUCAAACCGUAUUGCCUGGUACGGUGUAGAAUAAUCGACCGACCGAGUACGGAGAACUCGAUUUUACGUCGGGGGACCGAUGUUUGUUAACGUUAGAACUACCGAGCACUUUUCGAAAUGUAUAUAGAAACUAGAACAGUGCGUCUGACUUUGAUUUAUGAUUCAGAUUUCGUGAAUCAUCUUUAACCCCUCGAAGAUUCUUUGAAAUAUAGGAAACCGGAUUAAGCUGAAUAAUACAAUUGCUUAAUUAACACUAGAAGUACCGUACUAGACAAAAUGACUGGUUUCGAUUUGUUUGUUUAGCAAUUAUUGAUAUCUUCGAAGCAUUGAAUACUUGAAAUGAUUUUGGAAAUAGUUUCACUUGAGUACUAUGAGUAUCCAAAGAAACUGAAAGUAAUCUAUUGUUACAAUUUUUAUAGAGAUUACGUAUCAAUCGUAUUAAACGCUCGGUAGUUCUAGUGUUAAUAGGAACAGGGAAACUUCAUGCUGUUUGACUAAUUAUCAUUUGUUUUUAGUCUUCCAAAUACAAUUUCGUCUAUCUUUCUAAUCAUUGCGAAACGAAGACAUCAGGAAUUGUUUCGAUCUAUCUGGUGUUAGUGUUAAUUGCGGUGUCGAAGUUUAUUUCCAUUCAUCGGCGUCAUCUUCCAGAGCGAAUUAGUGUCGUUGCGAAUGAAUACCAGAUCGUACAAUGCAACUUGAAGGAUCGCGGAGGACGCAGUUGAGGAAUGAUGGUAGUCUUAGGGAAAAUCUGAAACGGUAGCGACGAUAACGAACGGUACACAAUGGAACACGAGUGGGCGCACGUGAAUAUUAAUGUUGCUCCGGUAUCAACGUUGAGUAAUUUUCUGUACAGAGAUAGAAGAUAUAAGCGGGAAGACUUAUCUCUCUGUUAUACAAUAAUAUUACGAUGUCGCAAUAACGACGCUGCCAUGUUUACCUACAAUUAACUAUUUUAAUUGUAGAAAUUAUAACGAUAUAACAAAAUUUGAUAUAUAUGAUUAAUAACGAAUUAAAUGAAUCUUACGAAUAUUGCGUCGAAAUAAUUAUGAAUAUGUUUAAUUAUUCGUUUGAUAGUUUUAACGAUAAUCGGGAUCGUUGACAUCGAGGGAAUCCACAAUUGACGGUAAUCGUGAUCUUACACGCGUUUAAUUAAUUGGGAAUUUAUUUUUUAAUUUAACGAUGGGUUAAUGUUAAUUGGAACUAAAAUAUAUAGAUUAAUUUUUAAGUAUUUAUUACUAAUUUUACAGAGUGGUAUUUAACAUAAAAUUUAUCAAAUUAAUAAUUAAGUAAUAUUGUGAAAUUAACAAUCUUAGGAAAAACAAUCAAAUGCAAUAACGUGGUUGGUUAAGAAGUUGUCAAGUUUAUCAUAUCGACAGGAAUACGUCACGAUACAUUCGUACGAUGGCGACCUCUGACAAUCAUAACAAUCACUUGGACUCGGUAGUUGGACCUAACCUAAUGGACAGUUUAAAUGUGGAAAAUUGAAAUUCCGUUAGCCGGAACAUUAACUAUCCGAUGAGAUUGUCGCGCGGCCGUGUGAUUCGCGAAACUGACGUAAUAUUAAGUUCCUAACAUUUUCUAUGAACACGUGUAAAUGUACAGUAUUUUUCGAGAACAUUUUCGCGACACUUUUUUCUCGUCGACGGAGCUGCCCGACUGUAAACAUAACCUCCAUGCGAGUGAUGCUCGUUUUACGUGGUUUCCAAAAUACGAAUUUGCUCGUGUUACUCGGUGGUCUUUUGCUGUGCCUUGUCUUUAUGAUACAAGUGAAACAAAUCUACAAUAAUAAUCAGAAGUACAACAGAUAUUUAGGAUACAAGGAAUACAUGAAUGAAAUCUCCACGGAAUUGAAAGCGGUCGAGAAGUCUGCGAACAAGUCCUCGACUUACGUGCGUCAGCUAAAUGAAAUUCUUUCAAAACACCGUGAAAGAAAUAUGAAAAACGUUUCCGUACCGCGCGUUGUUCUUCCACUGUAAAGUAUUUUGGUUACCUGAAAAGUUGGCGAUACAAAAAGAUCCUGAUCAAUGGGGAAUGGCAUUUUGUAAUUAAUAUUAUGUAUUAGCUUAUAUCUUUUAGUUCUAAUAGCUCGCAUGGGAUGAUACAUGGUGACUUCGUGAUGUGUCUGACUGGCAAAAACUGCAGUAUUGUUUUCAACAGGUUCUGUGUGUAAAAAUGCACAAUAAAAUAUUAUUGGAAAUCAUUUUCAUAACAAAGACAGUAUAUCUUUUGGAAUUACCUUGAUCGAGAAGCGGAAGAAGUGAUUUCCCUGUUAAUUGUGGGGAAAGAACUUCAUUUUCAUUGGAUGAAGGUUGAUUCGUAUAGGUGAUGUCAAACCAAUCUAACAGUGUUGGUACAAUGUCCAAUAAAGAUGUUAAGCUGUAUGUUACAGCAUUUUUCCUAUGCUUUGGGUUUGGUGACCUAAUCAUCAUAGGUUCUGCCAAACCUGAUGGAAAAGAAUUUGUCAUUUAUGUGUAACAGGUGUCUUCAAACCUUUUUAAGGCAAAUUUAUAUUUAAAUUGUUUCUUUAUACCUGGUUCAUAUAGAUUUGUUCGACCAUUUGGAAAUGGUAUACCAUUGUCUGAUGUGUAAAUGACUAAUGUGUUAUCUUUGAAACCAGCAUCUUCAAUUUCCUUUAGCACUAGACCCACACCUUUAAAAUUUCAAAUUUCUAUCAUAAUUCUCAAAUGUAGUAUUUCUACAUUUUAUACUGUUGACAGGUGAUAAAUCAUUUAUCAUAUUAUUAAUAAAUAUCAGCAAAACAGAAAUACAUUAACAUAAUAUUAAGAUAAAAUAUUAAUUUUCAUUUGUACCUUGGUCUAAACGAGAUAUAGUUGUAUACUGCGCAGCAAUAUCUCGUCUAGCAGUUUCCGUAUUUUGAACAAAAUAAGGAACUUUCACUUGAUCCCAUUGGUAAUAUAUUGGAUGCCAGUCAGGAAUACUACCCAUGCCAAUAUCACCAUUGCCAAACUUUUCACAAAAAUUUCCAUAUUCUGGAUGAGAGUGUCCACAUCGAUGAGGAUCAUGAAAUGCAAUAUAUAAAAAGAAAGGCCUAAAAAUUUUGAAUUAUUUAUAUCACUCCUUUAAAAAAAAAUAAUAAUUCUAUGCAUAAUGAUAUCAUACUGUGUUCCAUUGUGGGAAAGAAAGUCUCUCACUAAAAGUUUAAUUUUAGUAAUAUUGCGACCAACUUGAAGGAUUGAAUUGUUUUCUUCUGUUUGUGAAAAAUCAAAUGGGUAUACACUAUCCGGGCCUACAUGCUUUUUUCCAAUAAUACCUAAAAAAUAUGUUAAAUGCCAUUUAUGGAUUUGUUAUAAAGUUACUGUUACCAUUUAAUACAAAUCUACCUGUUCGUAUAUUAUUUUCUCUUAAUAUUUUUGGUAAACUUUGAACAUUAUCAAAGGAAUUAAAGUGAUGAAUUCCGUGAUGGAGACCGUACAUUCCAUUCUGGUGACUUGGUAAACCAGUGAGUAAAGAAGCACGGCUAAAAUUCAAAAAUCUUUAUAUAUAUCAAAUUUUUACAAUAUAAUUUUCAAAACUUGAGAAAAUUAAGGAAACAAUAAAAUGUUAAAUCAUACCUAGGUGAACAGCUGCUAACCGAUGAAUAUGCAUUAUUAAAUAACAAACUUUCUUUUGCCAAUUUGUCUAAAUUAGGUGUCUGGCAAAUUUUAUUUAAGUAGGAUCGCAUUUCAAAUCCUCCAUCAUCAGCUACAUGAAGAAAAUUUUAAAUAUUUAAUAAUAUCAUAAAUUGAUAUAAAGCAAUAGAGUUAAUGUUAUGUAUUACACUAUGAGAAAAAGUUUAAAGAAAACUAUAAUUUUAAAAAUGUUUAAAACAUUAAAAUUGAGUUUAUUUGAAUCCAGAUAUUUACAGAAUUUAAACAUUUGAAUUUUUUAAUGAAGAAACAAUAGCUUAUUAUUACCCAAAAGUAAUACAACAUUUUUACGGGCCGCAGUGUUUGCAUUUAAAUUACGUAAAUCAAAUAAGAUAAGAAUGAUAAGACAAUAUAAUUUAUUCGG
Molecule: messenger RNA, 10116 nt
Organism: Nomia melanderi (Alkali bee)
Lineage: Eukaryota; Metazoa; Arthropoda; Insecta; Hymenoptera; Halictidae
Source: RefSeq, a predicted model, not a curated record